This is a messenger RNA of Striga asiatica, 1272 nucleotides long. The record is from the annotation of a GenBank genome assembly. NCBI's taxonomy places the organism in Eukaryota, Viridiplantae, Streptophyta, Magnoliopsida, Lamiales, Orobanchaceae.
CAAAAAGUGAUUAUUGAAAAUAAAUAUAAAAGUAUAUAAAAAAAAUGUCUAGCACUCAGGGUCAGGUUAUCCGCUGCAAAGCCGCCGUGUCAUGGGAGGCCGGAAAGCCUCUGGUGAUCGAAGAAGUUGACGUGGCACCACCUCAAAAAAUGGAAGUUCGUCUCAAGAUUCUAUUCACAUCCCUUUGCCAUACCGAUGUUUAUUUCUGGGAAGCCAAGGGCCAAACACCUCUAUUCCCUCGCAUAUUCGGCCACGAAGCCGGAGGAAUCGUCGAGAGUGUAGGGGAAGGCGUGACGGACCUCAAACCGGGCGAUCACGUCCUCCCCGUGUUCACGGGCGAAUGCAAAGAGUGUCGCCCUUGCAAAUCGUCCGAGAGCAACAUGUGCGACCUUCUCCGAAUAAACACCGAUAGAGGUGUGAUGAUUGAGGACGGCAAAACGAGAUUCUCGAAAAACGGCCAACCCAUCCACCAUUUUCUCGGCACAUCGACUUUUAGCGAAUACACUGUUGUUCAUGUCGGGUGUGUCGCUAAAAUCAACCCGAAAGCCCCACUCGAUAUCGUUUGUGUUCUUAGUUGCGGAAUUUCCACCGGACUCGGGGCGACUUUGAAUGUGGCCAAGCCGACAAAGGGCUCGACGGUUGCAAUUUUCGGAUUAGGGGCCGUAGGUUUAGCUGCUGCCGAGGGGGCUCGCAUUGCUGGGGCUUCGCGAAUCAUUGGCAUCGACUUGAACACGAGUCGUUUUGAUGAAGCAAAGAAAUUUGGUGUGACUGAAUUUGUGAACCCAAAGGACCAUGACAAGCCUGUUCAAGAGGGUUGGGGUGUGGCCGUGUUGGUUGGGGUUCCGAACAAAGACGACGCAUUCAAGACUCAUCCGGUGAACUUGCUCAAUGAGAGGACUCUCAAAGGGACCUUUUUCGGCAAUUAUAAGCCGAGGAGCGACAUUCCUUCUGUGGUCGAAAAGUAUAUGAACAAGGAGCUCGAGCUGGAAAAAUUCAUCACACAUAAAGUGCCAUUUUCUGAGAUCAACAAAGCUUUCGAGUACAUGCUGCGAGGGGAGGGUCUUCGAUGUAUGAUCACCAUGGGAGAAUAAUUAAUUAGCUUAUGUUAGUAUUCAUUAGUCAUAUGUUUGCUUAGCUUUUUUAAUUUGCAACAACAAUAAAGGUGCAAAGUUUACCGCUUUGGUUUGUCAAAUAAAGGCAGUAAAUUCGAAUGUUUGAAACGUUUUACUUUGGCCAUAUUUAUAAUAUAUGAAGUUUUGUGAUAUAUUCCAG